UCGUCAUCUAACGUCGCCAUGACGUAGCUUGCGGCCGCCGGGAGAAGUUUGAAAAUAAACGUGAAACUUUUUUUUUUCUGUAACGUUGCAUGUCAGCGUUGUUUCAUUCGGAAUUUCAGGCGGAAUUUCUACAACGACGCUGUAAAGUGAACACUUCACCACAGAGGGAGUCUGUCGUUCCGUCGCGAUGUCUGCCCCAGAAGAAGGUGUCGUCGGCGCCCCAUCCGCCUACUUGAGGGCUGCUUUGGCGGCUGCUGAGGCUGUUGACACAGACGUUGAUUCAAGGGUUGAGCUCAGAAAGAUGCUGGACGAAUGGGAGGAAGGACAGCACGGCACCACAGAACAGCUGGUGUCCAUCCUGAUAAAAAUCUCAGAGCGGAUCGAACAGGACACAGAAAUAUUUUACAAAGCAGACCCUGAUCCCUUUGAUGACCGUCAUCCAGGCCGUGCAGACCCCGGCUGCAUGCUGGGACAGCUCCUGAAGAUGGUCUUCUCAAAUGAUGACUUCACCAAUGCGCUGUUAGACACGUACAUAAUGACCAGCAGAGAGCUGAGCCUGAACACAGCCGCCUGUCGUGUGCUCCUGAACAUCAUGCCGGGUCUGGAGACCUCAGUCGUCUUCCAGGACAAGGAAGGUCUGAUUGAUACAUUGUUCACCUGGGCCCGUGAAGCAGAGCGACCGCUGUGUGUCUACAGCACGGGCCUGCUGGCCAGAGCCAUGAGUGACCAGGAAGUGGCGGUCAACAACCGGGAGAAGAACGCUCAGCUGGUACCGCUCAUGAUUCAGCGCCUCCAUGAGCUGCAAAAAGAAGACAACAACAGUCACGCUAUCCCCUUUAAGAUUCCUCAGAACCUACCUCAGGACUCUCAGGUUGAAACAACACAAACCUCAGGUGUCUCAACACCCCAGCAAGAAAAGACAGAGAGGGAGGAACGAGAGGAGGAGGAGAGAAAACAGAGAGUUGGGGAGAGCAGCAGACCAAAGUGCUCCAAACCUUCAUCACAGCUUGGCUCGGUUCUGAAAAACAGCGGCUACAGCAGCAGCAGUGGGAGUGGACCCAGCUCAGCCCGACUGCUUCCAGGCUUCGUUUACCAAGCCAGCCAGGAGUCUGCCUUCAGGGAGACGGAGGACAGACAGGGGGACGGAGGAGGAGGAGGAGGAGGAGGAGGAGGAGGAGGAGGAGGAGGAGGAGGAGGAGGAGGAGGAGGAGGAGGGACGAAUCGAGCAGUGAGGGAGAAUGGGAGGAAGGCCAAGCAGAAAAUCAACUUUACCUCCUCCUACUCCUCCUCCUGUAAGACUGAGGAGGACGAGGAGGAGGAGGAGGGGGAGAGGAAUGAAUCCAGCGAUCAGCCCACCAGCAGUGCCUCCUGGUCUGAGAUGAGCUCCGUAGUGAUCGGUUCAGAAUACUACCUGUCACCACUGAGCGCGGCCAUGGAGCAGAGGCUCAUCCUGCAGUAUCUGACGCCUCUCGGAGAUUACCAGGAGCUGCUUGCUGUCUUCAUGCAGCUGGACACUCGCUCAUUGCUGUUGAACUACAUCGACCUCAGGAGGACUAAAAACGUCCAGCUCACCUACGAUGCACUUCUGUAUCUGGCCUCGCUGCUCCUCCACAAGAAGUUUGCAGCUCAGUUCAUUGCUCACGGAGGAGUGCAGAAACUUCUGGAUAUCCCGAGGCCCUCCAUGGCAGCGACUGGAGUUUCGCUCUGCCUGUACUACCUGGCAUACAACCAGGAUGCUCUGGAGAGGGUGUGCACCCUCCAGGACGGCGUGCUGUCAGACAUGGUGUCCUACGCUCUGUGGCUGCUGGAGUCGUCCCACGCUUCAGGCGUCUGCCAUGCCACCAUGUUUUUCUCUAUUUCUUUCUCUUUCAGAGCGGUGCUGCAGCUCUUUGACCACCAGGAUGGCCUGCGCAGGCUGGUCAACCUGAUCAGUACUUUGGAGAUCCUUGACAUCGAGCACAGAGGCUCUAUACUGGGUGAUGACUUGGUUUUCUCCAGCAGACAGACAGCCAAACACACGUGCAUGGCCCUGCGAAGGUACUUUGAGGCUCACCUGGCAGUAAAGGCUGAGCAGGUUAAACAGUCCCUGCAUUCAUCAGAUGGAGGUACCAUCGUCCCCCAGCAGCCAUUUUACAAGGCGUAUACGUACACCAGGGAGCAGGUUAUCGAGAUGAUGGAGUUCCUCAUCGAGUGUGGCCCCCCGCAGCUCUCCUGGGAACCAGUCGAGGUUUUCUCCAAGUUAUCCUGCAUCCCUUUAAUGCUGCAACUGAUAUCUUUAGCGUGUGACUGGAGGACGUACUACGGCAGAAGUGACACGGUGCGUUACGCUCUUGACAUCCUGGCCAUCCUUGUGGUGGUUCCCAAAGUCCAGCUGGUGUUGGCAGACACUGUAGAAGUCCUGGAUGAGACAAACUCUCCUGUCUCCACAGUCGGUAUGAGCAUCAUUCUGGGGGUUUCAGAGGGGGAGGUGUUUGUCAACGACGCUGAGAUCCAGAAAUCUGCACUACAGGUCAUAACAAACUGUGUGUGCGCCCCAGACCAGAGCCUGAACACAGCCGGUGCCUUCUCCGUCACUCCCCUUAGACCGCAACUCCACCUCAAGCAGUCUCCAGCUCCACACAACAGAGUGCUGGUCCACAUGUGGCAGGUAGUGCAGAACAACAACGGUAUAAAGGUGCUUCUGUCUCUGCUGUCGGUGAAGAUGCCGAUCACAGAUGCAGACCUGAUCCGAGCCAUGGCCUGCAAAGCCCUGGUUGGACUCUCUCGCAGCUCAGCGAUCAGACAGAUCAUCAGCAAACUGCCUCUCUUCACCAGCAGCCACAUUCAACAGCUGAUGAAGGAGCCAGUCCUUCAGGACAAACGAAGCGAGCACGUCCGUUUCUGCAGAUACGCCGCUGAGCUGACUGAGCGAGUGUCAGGAAAGCCUCUCCUCAUGGGUACUGACGUCUCAUUGGCUCGUCUGCAGAGGGCUAACGUGGUCGCCCAAUCACGGAUCACCUUUGCUGAGAAAGAACUCCUCACGCUGAUCAGAAACCACCUGGUGGCCAAAGGGCUGAACGAAACUGCCAACACGCUUGUAAAGGAGGCAAAUCUAUCUGUGACAUCACUCUGUCCGAACUCCGCCUCCUGUGUGACCCCACCCCCCUCCGCUGUGAUCCCCAGGACUUGCAAGUUAGGGACAAGAACUGGAUCUUCUCCUGUGUUGUCAGCCGCCACUCCCUCCACCACUCCCUGUCGCUCCACAGUUAUUCCGCUCGCUUCAUGCUCCUCCUCGUCUACCUCCGGCCUCCACCUUCCCCCUCACUCCUCCAGUCACACCACACCUUCGGGACAGAGCUCACAUCUGCCUGGUCGGAUUUUAUUCACACGGGAACGCCCGGUGACCCCGUGCAACUCAGGGAAAAAACUUCGCUAUCUGAAGCAGAAGUCUGACCACGGUGCUUUCAUACAGACCCCCGCCAUGAAGAAGCAGCUGGAGCGCCACCUCCCGUCCCCCCCGACCCUCGACAGCAUCAUCACAGAGUACCUGAGGGAACAACACGCCCGCUGUCCCAACCCCGUCACCACCUGCCCCCCCUUCUCCCUCUUCACCCCUCACCGCUGCCCCGAGCCCAAACAGAGGAGACAGGCCUCUCCUAACUUUACUGCCCGUCUGGGGAGCCGGGUGCUGUACCCCAAAUAUGGAGGCGUGGACAGAGGGUGUCUGGACAGACAUCUAAUAUUUAGCAGGUUUCGUCCGAUGUCGAUCUUCCACGAGGGCGGCUUCACCUGUUGUGCCUUCUCAGCCCGCGAGCGCUUCCUGAUGCUGGGCACCUACUCAGGUCACCUCAAGUUUUAUAAUGUCUUCUCUGGACAGGAGGAGGCCAGCUACACCUGCCACAUAUCAGCCAUCACACACCUCGAACCCUCGAGGGAUGGGAAGCUUCUGCUCACCUCUGCUCCCUGGAGUGAACCGCUGUCAGCUCUGUGGAGUAUGGACAGUGUCUUCAGCAGAAGACACUCAUUUAUCGAAGACCACUAUGUGGAGUUCAGUAAACUCUCUCAGGACAGAGUCAUCGGCACCAAGGACCAAGUCGCACACAUUUAUGACAUCCAGACGGGCCAGAAGAAUCUGACCCUGAACGAUCCCGCCCUGGCCAACAACUACAAGAGGAACUGUGCCACCUUCAGCCCAACAGACGACCUAGUGCUGAAUGACGGUGUGCUGUGGGACGUGCGAGCAUCUCGAGCCAUUCACAAGUUUGACAAAUUCAACAUGAACAUCAGCGGGGUCUUCCAUCCAAACGGCCUGGAGGUCAUCGUCAACACUGAGAUCUGGGACCUGAGGACCUUCCACCUCCUGCACACUGUCCCUGCUCUGGAUCAGUGCAGGCUGGUCUUCAACAGCAACGCCACCAUCAUAUACGGAGCUAUGCUACAGGCUGAUGAUGAAGAUGAUGCCAUGGAGGAGCAGAUCAAGAGUCCUUUUGGUUCCUCCUUCAGAACCUUCGAUGCCACAGACUACAAACCCAUCGCCACAGUUGAUGUGAAGAAGAACAUUUUUGACCUCUGCACUGACAGCAAAGACUGCUACCUGGCUGUCAUUGAGAACCAGGACACAGUGAGCAUGGACACCGUGUGUCGUCUGUACGAGGUCGGGCGACACAAACUGGCAGAGGAGGGAGACGACGAUGAUCAGGAUGAAGACCAGGAUGACGAUUCCUCAGACACAGAUGAUGACGACGAUGAUGAAAUCGACACGGAUCGGCUCAUGGAGGAACUCGACAAUAACAAUGAUGACGAUGAUGAUGAUGCUGAAAACAGGGACCAAGAAAAUUCACCCACAGAUGAAGAGAUUGCAGAUCUUCUGGGCAGCAACAGUGAUGACGACAACAGUGAUGAUGACAAUGAUGAUGAAGGCUCAGACGACUCAGACCAGUCAUUCAGAAGUGGUGAAGGAUCGGAUGUGUUUGACCCUGACAAUCAAUCUUAUCCAGUGCCCUCAGAUGACGACCUGUUUCAGUUUAUUCGGGCUUACAGCAGCAGCUCAUCCCCCUGACCCCGGAUGAGAGGAUCCUCUCUCUGCUUACUGUGUGAACCUUAACAUGGACAUUUUUUCUUAUUAAACCAACGUUCCUCCUUUAACAGGCAAGUAAGCUGUGAAUAAACUGAUACGCACAUCAGUGACCUGGACGAUAACUACCAUUAUUUUAUUUCAUCUCUUGAUAUUCUGAACUUUAGAGAAGUGUCAGUAAUGGGAAAUAAAUAUUCCCCGUAGUUCAUGGGGCUCAGAUGAAAACAGAGUUUGACUUAACCUGGAGAGAGUGGAUGUGAUGGACAGAGUGUUUAAAAGGGAAUUACAUAUAUUUAUCUGCUUGAGAGAGGAGAGCUUUUUCUUAUUUAAGAACAUUUUUUAAUCAAAAUGCUGUCGAGCUCACACUUCCAGCCCACUGAGGGAUGUUAUUUUCAGUCAAUGGGUUCAUAAAUUUUCCCCUUUUAUACUCGUUGAUGAAUCAUUUAGGCAACCUGAGUACCCAAAAACAGCCUGGAGUUCAACUAGAUUAUAUCUAAUCCACUGGACAAACUUUUUGGUAUUACUGAGUCCCUUACUUCUCCAGAGAAUAAACUGAGAAGGUGCUUAAAGUCCAGUCAGCAUAUCUCCACAGUGCAGAUGUCAGCAGUCUUCCAUACAUAGUAAACUAUUUCCAAAGUGUAAAUAAAGAGCGAAUAAUUAAAGUCUGAGGAUGAUGGGAAACCACUAAAACGUCUAGGCUCAUGAAAACUUGAAUACUAGUCACAUAUCUUUGUUUUUUAAUGUCUGGAUCUGUUCAGCUCGUCAGCCCUCAGCUCUGUUCUUCCUCCAGGUUUUAUAGAUUCUCUUGUUUUCCAUCAACAAACUAAAAGAACAAACUUCUGUAUCUUUAAAGAACAAAAGUGCCCACUCUUCCAGCAAUAUACUGUCGAGGUGCUCAGAGUCUAUGAGCUUUAACCAGCAAGUUGUUGACCAAACAAAGUUCAUGUUCCUUAAAUGGCUGUGGUUUUAGUCCAUUGCACUGUUGCAUCGCUCCCUUGGAGCCACUUUCCCUCCUUUAACGAUGUACAUAAUUGUCCCGCAAAAUAAAAGCAAAUGCAUUCUCAUGAGGAAAACCCAGAAGUGGCAGGUUUUUUAGUUUUGUUUGCAGUCUUCUAAUUUGGUUUUAAGUUAUUUUGAUUUGAUUUAAUUUAUUUUGCUCGUGUUGUUAGGGUUUGAUUGCUUUUAUGUGCGCGGAGAAAUGAGAGGAGAUUUGUGUUAUUGUUUGAUGCUUUUACCCUCUGUAUUCAGUCUCCCAUUGUUUGGUAAAAGACUUUGAAAGUACAGGCUGAGCCUUUCAGAAGACUACAAAUAAAUUAUAUUUUUGCUGUGCUUUUUCUUAAGAAUUGAAUUCCUUUAAAGUGUCAUUUUUUUAGGUACAGAAAACCUGCAGAGCUGAGAGUGUUUGGACUCUCAAGCAGUUCUCAAAGCAGUGUUAUGCAUGAGUCAUGGCUGAUAAUUUAGUUUAAAAUAGUUUGUAGCAGCUGAUAAUGUUAGCCAACAAGAAUAUCCAUCCACACAAAGCUAAUCUGGGUCUCAUUUAAAGAAGCUUCAGUGGGAGCUUAAUUUGUAAAGAUGUCAGUGUGAACACUUUACCUGCUAUUAUCUGCCCUGUGUAAAUUUAAAUUAUUUUAACAUGUCUCAUAAUCCAGCGAUACGUUCAUUAUCGGCUGCUACAACAUUUCCAACUCCUGAUGGAAGAGUUCAAAUUCAGAUUAUAGAGUUUUUCUGUUUCACGCCACUCUGACCUCAUCACUGACCAGUCAACCUUUAAACUACGGCUGGUGUCUUCAGUACGGGUUAAUAAUACAGCCAUUUUAUAACAUUAAAUUAAAUCCAACAUACAGUUGUGGGAUUUGCUGUAUAAACUAUUUUGUAAGUGCGUCAAACAAUCUGCAGCAGAUUUCAGAAACACCCGAGGACCCUUGAUUGUAUCUGUAGCACUUGGAACUGUUUUGUUUUUUGAUUUACAACCUGAAGCCAUUUCACAGCAGCUUUACAGAGCCAGAGAAUUUACAUUUUGCAAUAGAUUGUUUUGUAUAUAAACACUUUGAAUUGUUAAAAAUGUUAAUUAAACAAGCAGUCUACACUUGAGUUGAGUUGAGUUCUACUUGGAUAAUAAAGUACACUUGUUGUAACAUU
Notolabrus celidotus (New Zealand spotty) is the source of this 7192-nucleotide messenger RNA. Its product is annotated as DDB1- and CUL4-associated factor 1-like. The coding region runs from base 188 to 5038 and encodes 1616 amino acids. Gene Ontology annotation, cellular component: Cul4-RING E3 ubiquitin ligase complex; nucleus. Lineage: Eukaryota; Metazoa; Chordata; Actinopteri; Labriformes; Labridae. Gene Ontology annotation, molecular function: histone H2AT120 kinase activity; nuclear estrogen receptor binding. Gene Ontology annotation, biological process: protein ubiquitination. The record is from RefSeq and is a predicted model, not a curated record. The transcript has 30 exons.